AUGCGGGGUCUUUCUUUCUCAAUCUUAUGGCUGUUGGCACAUGAAGUGGUUGCCUCUGGCCUGCAAUGCAAAUGCGUACCCUCCGAGCCCUGCUGGCCGUCUGACGCCGAGUGGACCUCCCUCAAUGAAACAGUCUCCGGUAAUCUGAUCAAGACAGCACCUCCCGGCUCCGUCUGCUAUGCAAAUGAGCCUAACUACAAUGAAUCUGCCUGCGAGGCUCUGCGAAAGGAAUGGGUUGACUCCCAAUACCACUCUUCCAACCCGGUUACAGUUUCGGAUCCAUUUUGGUCUAACAGUAGCUGCACCCCGAUAUACCCCAAUGGCACGAGUCUCUCUGGUGAUCCCCUUGCCGGAGAGAAAGGGUGCUCUUUGGGAUAUCUGUCCCCCUACGUUGUGAAUGCGACUGCCGCAGAGCAUGUGCAGGGGGCUUUGCACUUCGCAAAGAAGCACAAUUUGAGGCUCAAUGUCAAAAACACUGGCCACAACCCAGAAAAAAGUUCGGCUUAUGGAAGUUUGUCGAUUUGGACGCAUCACAUGAAGAAUAUCAGACUCCACCAUUCUUUUAAGCCCUCGAAAUGCGACCUUGCUGAAAGUCACCGGGCUGCAACUGUUGGUGCUGGGGCCCAGGGUGGUCAAAUCCUUGAUUUUCUAGCGAAGCACAACCUGACAACUGUCGCUGGAUCAAGCCUGGAUGUCGGUAUUACUGGGUGGUCCAUGGGUGGCGGCCAUGGCGUUAUGAGCGGAUUCUACGGCAUGGGAGCUGAUAAUAUCAUCGAGGCCAGCAUUGUCACCCCUCAGGGCGAUCUCGUCAUUGCCAACGAAUGCCAACACAGCGACCUAUUUUGGGCCAUUCGCGGAGGCGGAGGUGGCAGCUUUGGCGUUGUCCUGGCUCUCACUCUCAAGACCUACUCUAUGCCUUCUCUAUCGGUAGCUAACGUACAGAUGAGCGCUCGAAAUGGGACAUCUUCCACAACGUGGUGGAGGAUAAUUGCCAGCAUUCAUCAAGAGAUAGUCAAGCUCCAGGAUGCUGGUGUUAUGGGCUAUUAUACUGCAAGUGGACCACCUUACAGUUUCCAGUAUACCAUGUUCCAGCCGAAUACGACCAACACGAGCUCGAUCGAUCGCCUGAUUGCUCCCCUCAAGAAGCAUCUUGACGCGCAUAAUGAAAGCGCGAAGUCCUCCUCGUUUACUACUUGGGUGCGUAAAUGGGUUUCUAUCGAGAAGCUGUAUCCGACAGGAAAUGAUACUGGUACAAGUCGUGGAGUCAGGGCGACUCGUCUUCUGCCGCGGAAGGCCGUCGAAGAUGCAGAUAUGUUUUCGAAGACACUUAGACUUAUUGGAGACCGAAGCGAAAGCUUGCCGCAUGGGGUCACUAACCCUUCUCUUUCGGGGACUAUGACGAUCAGUCACAAGAAAGUCGACAGUGCCUUGAAUCCGGCCUGGCGAGAAGCUGCAAUUCAUUUGAUCAGCAGUGUAUCAUGGGAUGACCAGCUAUCUGACUCCGAUGCUGAGAAGGCAAUUUCUACCGUGACCAAUGAGACCGGCUAUGCUCUGCGACAGCUCGCCCCAGACUCCGGAGCAUACUAUAAUGAGGCCAAUACCUAUGAGCCCAACUGGCAAUGGGCAUUUUGGGGCCACAACUACCCCCGGAUCCUGUCGAUCAAGCAGAAGUAUGACCCGGAGAGUCUGCUGUGGUGCCACCACUGCGUCGGAAGUGAGCCUUUCGCGCAGCAGGAUAAUGGCUCUCUUUGUCAUGUUUUCUAA
Penicillium waksmanii is the source of this 1764-nucleotide messenger RNA. RefSeq names its product FAD-dependent oxidoreductase. NCBI's taxonomy places the organism in Eukaryota, Fungi, Ascomycota, Eurotiomycetes, Eurotiales, Aspergillaceae. Gene Ontology annotation, molecular function: oxidoreductase activity; FAD binding. The coding region runs from base 1 to 1764 and encodes 587 amino acids. The transcript has 7 exons. The record is from RefSeq and is a predicted model, not a curated record.